Molecule: messenger RNA, 1518 nt
Organism: Agrilus planipennis (emerald ash borer)
Lineage: Eukaryota; Metazoa; Arthropoda; Insecta; Coleoptera; Buprestidae
Product: ATP-binding cassette sub-family G member 1
Exons: 8
Coding region: 1-1458 (485 amino acids)
Cellular component (GO): plasma membrane
Molecular function (GO): ATP hydrolysis activity; ATP binding; ABC-type transporter activity
Source: RefSeq, a predicted model, not a curated record
AUGGGUAAGAAAGAGAUUCUUAAAAAAAUUAAUGGAAGCUUCAGAUCAAAACACUUAACAGCUAUACUAGGAGGAAGUGGAUCCGGGAAGACAACCUUACUAAACAUUUUAGCUGGAUUAUUAUCUUCGUUUAAAUAUAUUGUAGCUGUACGAUACUGUUCUUUUAGAGGUAUGGAUUGUGUAUCAGCCACAAAAUGCGUAGAUAUCAUAAAAAAAAUAUGUAUGCAAGGGAGAAUAAUUAUUUGUUCAAUUCACCAACCCUCCAAAUACAUUUUUGAUGAAUUUGACCAGGUUUAUUUUUUGGCAGAAGGUCGAUGUAUUUAUAAUGGAUCUCCAUCAAACGUGGUAAAAUAUUUAUCAAAAAUGAACCUUAUAUGUCCUUUAUCAUGGAAUCCUGCAGAUUAUCUUAUAGAAAUUGCACAAGAAGAAAUCCCAUUGCUAACGUUACAGGAAGGAAGUAAACACGGUCUAUUGGAAGAUUUCCAAUAUUCCUCGGAACAACAGGAACAAGAACAAGAACAAACAACGAAUCCUGAAAAUAUUUUAAAUUUUCCCGUCUCAUGUUUUAGACAAAUAAAAAUAUUAUUAAUCAUAACAUUUUUACAAAUGAGUCGGGAUAAAAAACUGUUAUUUAUCCAGUUUCUUAAUCAUCUGCUAUUGGGUCUUAUUACCGGAGGACUUUUUCUCAAUUCAAGUAGUAGCGCUUCGAAAGCAGUUGAAAACUUCUUCUUCUACCUCACAGUCGUCAUGUUUUUCAUUUACACUCACACAAUGACAUCGGUACUUUUGUUACCCAGUGAAGUUGAAAUAUUCAAAAAGGAGUACUCGAAUAGAUGGUACUCUCUUAGAGCAUAUUAUGGGGCACUUAUACUAAGGAAUGUUCCCAUAAUGAUUCUUUACGGUUUCAUUUUCAACGGUUUGGUUUAUAUUCUUACUGCUCAAAGAAUGGAUUUGUACUAUUUUGGACUAUUCUCAUUCACUACAUUUACGAUUUCAGCUGCAUCUGAAGCAUUAGGUACCUUCGUGGGAUCACUGUUUAAUAUUAUGCAUGGUUCGAUAGCCGCUCCGGUCAUCCUGGCACCAUUUGUCAUGCUCUCCUUGUACGGCAUAGGUGACGGUGAAAAAAUUCAUCCAUUUAUGGAUUUUGUUACAUCGUUCAGCUACGUAAGAUCCGGCUUCACCGCAUUAUGUAGACUCAUGCUUUCCAAUCAGCCACCUUUGGAAUGUUUGGACGAAGACUACUGUCAUUAUAAGGACACGGAUCUUCUUCUACGUGACAUGGGAAUGGGGGACAAGCGAUAUUACUUAGAAAUUGUUUACAUUUGUUUAUUUACUUUCGUUUGCCGUGUGUUGGGCUACUUAGCCUUAAAACUGCGAACGAAAGUUGACUUUGAGAAGAAAAUUGAAGCUGUCGUUUCUAGUCCUGUUAUAAAAAAAACUACUUUUUUUUGUAAAUAACAUGUUUUAUACCAGACUUUUUUUAAUAAAAUACACAAAAUUAAAUUUAUUCGUUUAUAU